UUUGUAUUGAGUUUUGAACUUGGAUUCUCGUCGAGUUCGCGCUUCAAUGUAAUGUUUUUGUAUCUGUGAGUUCGCGCUCGUUCCACGAAAUGCUAAAAAGCAUGUAAAACUUGUUGCAAAGGCAAAUAAGCUUCAAAAAAAAACAACUGUCGCUGUCAAACAUGCAUGUGUCAAAAACAUUUAUCAAUUGUCAACAUCACAUCAACUUCAAAAAACCAAAAGGGUUAUGUUUGGAUAAGGAAUAAAUUCUUAUUUUACGUAACAUUUAACUGAAUCCCGACGCAAAAUUAUCCAAAAUAGUUAAAUGUUAUGUAUUGUACCUCGCACUUGCUUCAAAUGUCGUUCGCGCGGUGGUAGUGAUGACAUAUUGGUCUAUUUUCGGCUCCGAUUUAUUUAGGCCGGAUUGAUCAAAGGUUAAGGUUUAAAUAUGCAAUUUACUACGUGCGCCAACUAGUACGGCCACCCUCUAUCAUCUUCACCUGAUAUGGAUGACCUGAAGCACAGGGCUGGAGAGAAACUCGAGGCAUUUCAUAUAGCAGCUAAGACUGCGGCAAACGGCGGGAAGUCUCGAGUUCAAGACGCCUUCAAUCAAACAUCUGAUGCCCUCGCUAGGUUUCGCGAAAUAUUCCGAGAACUGUGGCAGAACGAGCUGAUAGUGGAAGGGCGGGAGCGCAUCGCGGCCUGGACCAGAGAUGCUGUCCAACGAAUCAGGGAGGGUGCGCCGCCUCUGUCUCCUAUACUACUCUAUGAAGAACUAGUUGCCUUGUUCAAGGAUAGAGUAUGGCGUCGCAGCGUUAUAAUCUUUGUUAUGGGUGCGGUAAUCGGAGGCAGCGCGGGAUUGUGCAUAGGGCUGCGGGCCGCCGCGAGGGAGCCCCACGGCCCGCACGCUCGAGCGCUGCACUCGCAACCAGACCACUCAGUAUUGUUGGUUGAAGACGCUGUCGCUCCCAGCGCGGGCGCAGGCGAAGUACUGGUCCGCGUGCAAGCGUUCAGCGUGUGCGCAGUGGACCGCUGCGUGCUGCGCGGCCGCGGCGCCGCCUUGCGGGGCCUCAUCUGCAGGGGGCCGACCACCCUCGGGAGGGGCUUCGCAGGAGUGGUGCUGGACGUGGGGCCAGGCGUGACGUCAUUCGAGCUCGGGGACGAAGUGUGGGGCUGCGUCAGCGAGUGGGCGGGGGGCGCGGCCGCGGAACUGCUGACUAUACGAAGUUCUCGUAUUAGUAAACGUCCCCGUAGCGUGGCCGCCGACAGUGCAGCAGCGUUGCCGUGGUCGGGGUCCGCGGCCCUCGCGGCCCUGGACGCCUUGAGGCUCACUCCGCACGAUGCUAAAGGCAAGCGCGUGGCGAUAAGCGGGGCGUCGAGCGGCGAGGGCUGCGCGCUGGUGCAGCUACUGGCGGGCUGGGGCGCGCGCGCGAGCGUGCUCGCCAAACAUUGCGCCGCUAACGAGUUACACCAACUGGGCGCCCAUGAGUUGAUAGAGCCAGAGAACUCUACAACGUACGAGUGCCCGUGGACGCUGCUCCAGCAGCACGCGGCCCGCUGCGGGCCGUGGGACGCCGCGUUGUUGUGUAACGGGCCGCCCUUCACUCACAACACGCCCCCGCCUGCUGCUACCAUACUCAAGGCAACAGCGCCUCGAAACUCCGUGAUCGACCUCCGACCGAAGCCUUUGAUAACGGACCGGCUGCCGACGCCGCUAGCCUUUGUGUUCGGUGUCUCUUUCUACACCUUCAGAUUGCUCAGGUGGGUGGUGGGACUAGGGACGCAUACAGACUGGUUGGAGGAUAAGUACAAGUUGAGUGAGGGCCUGGACACACUCGCACAGUUGGUCGAUUCUGGAGUUGUCGCGCCUGUGCUUGAUAAGGUGUACUUACCCCAGGACUACGAAAGCGCCCUGGCGCACGCGUGUAGCGACGAGGCGCUCGGCACCACGGUGGUCAGAUUUCCAUAAAAGUACACAUUUCUACAAUAAAAUGUUAUGGAACUGACUGGAACUAGUGUUCACCAGUUUUGAACCAACAAAUUGUAUACAAAUCUUAUGAAUUGACUAGAAUUAAGAUUUAAGAAAUCCAACAAGGAUUAUUUUUGUUGGGCCUACACUCUAAAACCCAUAUAACGCAAACCAAAAACUAUUUAUAUAACUAAUGUGUUAAACACAACAUUUUAAGGAUUUGACUAGAACACGUACAGUCAACAGCACAUUAAACAACCCAAACAUACAAAACUCACCCCUAUCACAGUGGCAUAAAAAUCUAUGCAGGGUGACAUGAUAUGCUGUCGACUGUACGAGAAAUCCCAUGUUUUCACUAAACAUAUUUAUAGUUAGUGUCCCACCGGCCUCCAGUUUGGGAAAUACUGAUGUCAGAAUGAGUGAGGACCGGGAUCCAUUGCUCCUUUGUCGUCCGUUGCGUCACGUAGCGCAACGGAGCAAUGUGACCGCGCUGUCUGCAUAGGUAAAGCAGGUUAACAAUAUACAAAUGUGUUUUAUGAUGAAGGCGAUUUUAAAUUUAUAUAUUACAUAAGAACAGAUGAAAAUGUAAGUAUUUUUGUUUCUAAAUCAAUCGAGCUUAAUAUUAUUGAACGAAUAGAACAGAUGAAAAUUAAGUAUUUUUGUUUCUAAAUCAAUCGAGCUUAAUAUUAUUGAACGAACACUAUUCAAGGCGCUCGAAAUUUAAUUAUACAAAAACUUAACGUUUUCGAGAGAUCGACAAUUUUAAAAAAUAAGAUUGUAUAUACCUACUUUCUAUCGUAAUUGACUGAAAAAUUUAUAGUUCUAAUCAACAUGCUUCGAUUUUGUAAGGUUCCAGCGGAAAAUAGGAAAAGAAAUUGGUUUCUUUUAUUUUAAUACAAGCGAUCUAAAACAUAUAUAAAUCUGUGUAAAACAUGAAGUGAGUUACUAUAUAAAUGAUUAGCUAAAAUCACUGUGCUAAAACAAAAUGGUCGUUAUAUUGAAUUCUUUUUUGCUUGAACCUUACUCGAAUAAUGUUAGUGGAUAUGAUGGAAAAUAGUCUAUUUCUUGUACAUUAUUUAACCGAGGAUUGUGAACCAAAUUUGAUACUUUUAAAUCAAAUUCUGUAAAAUAUAAUGCCAAUGUCUAGAACUGAAAUGUGUAUUGAAUUUUUUGAAUACAAUGUUAUAAUUUACAAAAAGAAAAUCCUAUUAAAACAAUUUCAGUCUUAGCUCGAGUAUUUACACUAAAUGUUCCUAUUUUUUAAUCACAUUUUUGAAUCUGUAUUUUUAAAAUCAUAUACUUUAUGAAGUACUUACGUAAAUAAUAAAAAUACCGUAAUCCAUAUGGAAAUAGUUACAAUAAUUUGAAGACUGUUAAUGCUACGUCCUAUAUAGAUCUUGUAUAUACCGUGUAUAAAAUAUCGAAUGGUGUAAAUUGAUUUUUAAAUCAUACUAUCUAACCCAAAGAGAAUUUAAUAAAUUCGCUCAAUGAAUUAUUAACAUUGAUCUGUUGAUUAUAUAUUGUGUAUAAUCUUUUUGAUAAAAUAUAAAUGUAUUGAACACACAAAAAUCUAUUAUAUUAUUUGUCCUUUAUAAUCAUUUAUGACCACGUCGCCCCGAUAUUUAAAUAUUUAUGUUCGGAAAGUCAGUCGUCAGUUAAAAAUGCUACUUUCAUUCUUUUCGAGUGUAAUAAUGUUCACACUGGUGACAGAUUAUUAUUCAAGUCUCCUUAAGGCAUCUGACACACAAAAAUGUACUAGGUUAAGUAAUAAAAAAAACUAUAUUUAAUAUACGUGACUACACGUGUAACAGUGUACAGUAACUGACUAGUAUAUGAGUGGUAUUUAAUUUGUAAAUGAUUAUAAUAUGACGGGCCGAGAUAUUCUAUUCUAAAUGUACCAAGAUUAAUUUAAGGAAACAAAAAGGUGCCUAUGUUUACUUAUUAUAUACAUGUUAAAUAUUUAUCUGAUAUUAAUAAACAUAUCUUUAAUUUUGAGACACAUUGAGUUUCAGUUGUCAUAAUAUAUUGAUCGAAUUAUCUAAAACCGAUUUCCUAUAUCAGAAGUAAAUAUUUCUAUAGAUGUUUUAGAAUGGUAGAUAUUGUUAACAUCUUUUUAUUGAAAUCUAAAUAUUAAAAAUCUUGCAGAUCACAAAUUAAUUUUAAGUUACUUAAUUCAUUUAAUUUAUAUAUGCCAGUAGUUUGUAGCUUGUGAGAAAUAACUAUAAAUAUAAAAAUUGACGAGAAAAAGUGCCUGUGAAGGUCUAAUUUCUGAAUAAAUUAUUUGAAUUUUGAAUUUGAAUUUUAUAAUUAUAUUUAGUGCUAAAAUUUUGGUUUUUGUGUAUAUAUUUCAAUAAAAAGACGCAAGGUCUGUCUACAAAGAGUCGAUUUUUCAUUGCAACACCAAAUCAAAUUAACAUGAUUGGUUGAUAAACGCCCGAUGUUGCCAGCCAAGUGGACCUAGCGCCAUCAAUUAUUUUCUGCUCUUUACAGACAGACAGUAUUACGGUUGUCUAUUUUUUAAGUAUACCCCUACCUAACAGAGUAAAAGAAUAUAUUGUAAAGUAGAUAGAUCAAAUUGUUACAAUAAAAUGGUUGUUUUUUAUA
Messenger RNA from Plodia interpunctella (Indianmeal moth), 4552 nucleotides. RefSeq names its product reticulon-4-interacting protein 1, mitochondrial-like. The record is from RefSeq and is a predicted model, not a curated record. Lineage: Eukaryota; Metazoa; Arthropoda; Insecta; Lepidoptera; Pyralidae. Gene Ontology annotation, molecular function: oxidoreductase activity. The transcript has 12 exons. The coding region runs from base 485 to 1948 and encodes 487 amino acids. Gene Ontology annotation, cellular component: mitochondrion.